Molecule: messenger RNA, 648 nt
Organism: Arabis nemorensis
Lineage: Eukaryota; Viridiplantae; Streptophyta; Magnoliopsida; Brassicales; Brassicaceae
Source: the annotation of a GenBank genome assembly
AUGACAGUGAGCAGCAAUCUCUCAAGUUUCCUCAAAGUCUUGUCUUCUUACAACUCCAAUGUCCUCUUAGUUGCUCUUGUCUUCCUUCUCUUAGUCAUCCUCUUCGUCUUAAUUCUCCAUUUCUACGCUCGCUUUUUCUGGUCAGACUCCUCCGACCAACAAUUCUCCAUAGCUAGACGUCGCCGGAGAAGACGACGAAACCGGAGAAGAACAGUCACAACUACUAGAAUCAUACCUUCUGUUCCACUCGGAGGUUUCGACGGUGGAGAAGUUUCUACUGCUACUGCUGCAACAAGCGAUGACAAAGUGGGAGAUUUCGGACGAAAGUUGAGAAAUUGCGGACAUGGGUUUCACGUAGAGUGUAUAGACAUGUGGUUGUCUUCUCAUUCAUCUUGUCCUCUCUGUAGAUCCCCUGUUCUCGCCGCCUCUGUUCAAGACAAUCUCAAUAAGCCGGCCUUUAAUCCGGAGAAGAAGACGAGAACGUCGCCGGAGAUCGGAGAGUUUCAGUACCGUCUUUUGGGGUUGACGACGGUGACGGUGUCGGAGAAGGAGAGGUUAGAAUUGAAGUGUUUGCCGAAGAUGAAUCGGAGAUCAACAACGGAGGAUCAUCAAGAGGUGAUCGGAAGUCAUCAGCAUCGAGUUCGUUGA